Molecule: messenger RNA, 492 nt
Organism: Closterium sp. Yama58-4
Lineage: Eukaryota; Viridiplantae; Streptophyta; Zygnematophyceae; Desmidiales; Closteriaceae
Source: the annotation of a GenBank genome assembly
CCGCCAGUAUUCCACGACGGCACCAAGGAGUGGAUGUGCUGCCACAAACGAAGCCACGAUUUCUCGCUCUUCCUCGCCAUCCCAGGCUGCAAGCGUGGCAAGCACACCACAGAGAAACCCAAGCCACUCACCCCUGCAACACCAUCACCAGCACCAGCGCCAUCCCCAGUUCGUGCAGCAGGAGUGAGUUUAGAGGCAGAAACUGCGACAACAGCAGCAGCAGCAUCAUCAUCAGCAGUAGCAGCAUCGUCGCAGCAGCACGCAACAUGCAAUCGGUGCUCUCAGGGCUUCUUCUGCUCUGAUCACAAUGCACGGCAAGGUCCAUCUGCUGCUGCUCCCCCCCAGCCCUCCCGGCCGCCGUCGUGGGACAUCAAUGCGGAGCGCACGUGCAGCAACAAGGGGUGUGGCGCCAAGUACCGGGAGAUUGACAACAGCGAUGGCGCAUGCAAGCACCACCCGGGGCCUGCUGUUUUCCACGACAGAAAGCGAGGG